Messenger RNA from Trypanosoma cruzi, 2190 nucleotides. RefSeq lists its product as uncharacterized. NCBI's taxonomy places the organism in Eukaryota, Euglenozoa, Kinetoplastea, Trypanosomatida, Trypanosomatidae. The transcript has a single exon. The record is from RefSeq and is a predicted model, not a curated record. Gene Ontology annotation, molecular function: protein binding. Bases 1 to 2190 code for a protein of 729 amino acids.
AUGGUGGAUCCGCAGGGCACGUCGUUAGAACAACACCUGAAGGAUGAGCGUGCAGCGUAUGCCAGCCUCGCUCUUCUGAACAUACAAUCGAGUGCCCUUCUGGAUCGUUUUUAUCGAGAGUGGUUUGCAUUGGAUUCGAAGCGGCAGACGCUCAUGAAAGAGUUGGAGCAUCAUAGCCGCGCUAUUCGUGAGCACCGGCGGAGAUUGGAGUUGACGUUGUUUCCACCCGAGGUGAGGGGGUGGAUGCAGUCCGUGUUGCCUGAAAUGGAAAUUUUGGAAGAGGGCGGCCCAAAAAUGAAUGCACUUUAUGAACCAUUCUCUGAUACGCUGUGCUCAAGACUUCCUGCAACAGGAAAGAUGCGAGCGGCGUUUGAAGAGGCCAUCACACGGCAAGUUGUGCGCUGGGAAGAAGGAAACAAAGGUCCCUGUUCGGAGUACAAGGAGCAACCGGCUCCCUCACGUUUGUCACGAGUCACUCCUCAACCGGGAAUUCUGUUAGGUUCCUGCUUUUUGCCGUACAGGGACCCCCAAACGGCCGAAUUGCGUCGUCGAGCUGUGGGCGGAGAUUUAAUCGUCAUGAAGAGCCCCGAACUGAGUGUGGGUCGUGUACUUGUCUCCAUGCAUAUGGUUUGCCGCGGUGAUCUCAUCAUGGUGGAAACACCACUGUUCACUUCUCCCACGUCAGGGAAUGAGGCAAAUCAUGAGGGUCUUCUUCCACCAGCUGUUCGAAAUGCCAUGAACUCGGUGCUACGUCAGUCCGAGGUCUUUGCGGUGCAAGGGUGGGACACCCGCCUUAUUCGUCCCUUCUAUGAAUGGUUGACAGAGUUGGCAUUUGGUGAGAAGCAAGAAGAGUUUUUGCAGCGAUGGGAUGAACUUGGAUGCCCAGUGGAAGAUGUUGAUCCCACUCUCCUUUCAAAGUUGUCUGACCUGGCACACUUUGUGUGGAUGAGUCUUCCGUCUUCACUUUCAUCGAUAUUAGAAAGCGAGGAACGAGUGCUUUUGUUUUUUAUAACCCUUAUAACAAAUGCAAUGAACUACGGUGGGGGUACAUGGGCAUACGAAGAUGUCUUUUACAGCGCAGAAAAUGGUGUUUGUCUUGGGAUGCUCGAAACAGGGAUAGGCGUCUUUGGUGGAAUUUCAUUGAUUGAGCACAGUUGUCAUCCCAAUGCCCUUGUCGUGUUUCGCCAUGGGUGCACCCCAGAGAGCAUUGUGUUUGCCGAGUUACGAGCCACACGUCCGAUUGGAAUCGGGGAACGCAUCACGAUUGCGUACGUGCCAACUUUUAUUCCAAAGGAAGAAAGACAAAAACGGUUGCGAGCCAAAUUCUUCUUUUCCUGCGCGUGCGUUCACUGUACAGCUGGGUAUGAUACAACACGACUGAUGUUUGCUUCGUGUGAGUCACUGGAUGAAAGGGUAGUCAUGUGUCCAAAGGGGCGGGGAUCGGAGUGGACGCUGUGGUCUCUGAAGUUGCGUCCCUGUGUGUAUGGUUUAAAGGAGGUUGGGAAGUCUUAUCGCUAUGAUGACACCUACGUUUUAGAUGCGACCCGUGAUGAGAUGCUAUUUCGACAAGAUAUGAAUAGCAAUGAAUUGAACGGAGAUGAUACUCUGGUGCCGGCACUGAGAAGAGAAGUGAAACAGUUAACGGAUGUGCUGCAUGGGGAGGCAAAAAGUCACGUCAGUCCACUUCACCACCUCUUUCUACUUCGAGCGCUGCAAGUAGCGGCAAUUACAAAAUCGCGGUUUUCUCAGUUGGAUGCUGCCAUGAUAGAGGCCGUGCUGAUGCUUAUGUGUGAAUUGCUGAAGGAGCUGACAGGGAUCAUCUUUUUGCUGCCUGACUGGUUUGCAACGGAACUUCUUCUCAAUGAGAGACAUACGGGUGCGCUCUCUGAUGAUCUGGGCGAUAGGUUAUUGAAUGACAGCAGCAAUAGAGGUAACGGGGCGCGGCAGCCGUGGCAAGAGUGUCUCACCAUGCAUCCGCUGCUUCAUCCACAUGGCAAUCUUCUGGUCUCGCUCUUGGAGUAUUAUGCCAUACUCCGUGAGGAGUCGGGAAACAUUGAAGCCGCAAUGAACGCGUGGACUGCGUGCGUUUCUUUGCUGCGACACGGAAUGUGCCAGGGUGGUUCUGAACGCUGCAUUCGCGCCCAGUUGAGGGCCCUGCAUUGCCGUCACCAGCAGCAAAAGCAGCAUUAA